Exophiala aquamarina CBS 119918 is the source of this 1392-nucleotide messenger RNA. RefSeq lists its product as uncharacterized. NCBI's taxonomy places the organism in Eukaryota, Fungi, Ascomycota, Eurotiomycetes, Chaetothyriales, Herpotrichiellaceae. Gene Ontology annotation, biological process: DNA-templated transcription. Gene Ontology annotation, molecular function: DNA binding; zinc ion binding. Bases 1 to 1392 code for a protein of 463 amino acids. The record is from RefSeq and is a predicted model, not a curated record. The transcript is spliced from 4 exons.
AUGGGCAAAAGGCUGGUAAUCGUGGGUCUCUUCUACAACAUAACGCUGACAUACUUCGCAGAGCACCGGAAACACAGUAUACUUGCCCAUAUAUCUCGAAUACUCCCCAUAGAAAAGUUUACCGAUAUCUGUCAAAAAGUGUACUUUGCUGUUGACAGCUACAGUGAGCUCGAAUUCAUUCUAGCGAAUGGCUACUUGUCAUAUACAUUUUUCGCGUACUUUCUUGCAACACAACUUGGCGUAUACAAAGAAUACAGCAAUCUAUGCUGGAAUAAUCUCGUCAACGCUUUCGCACGGCUUCCGCUGAUGCUUCCAGCAUCAAUACACGCAAUUGCUGUAUUGGCACUUGGGACCUUCAACGCUAUUGAAAACUCCAAGAUGUCGCUGGCCUGGAGCUUCAUCUCAUAUGCUUCAAAUCUCUGCAUAACUCUUGGCUAUCAUCGUGCGCCCACUGACAAGGGAAACAGCCAAGCUCAGCAAACUGAACAGGAAAGCCUCUUUUGGGUGGUGUAUAAUAUGGACAAAGGGCUUUCGCUACGACUUGGUCGGUCUUCUAACCUUCGUGAUCGUGAUAUCACGCUGAAGGCUGAUCCAAAUGAGCUUCGUCGUACCCGCCUAGCAAGGAUCCAGGGUAAAUUGUAUGAUCAGCUCUACAAUCAGGAAGCAUUAUCUAAGCCUGAACAAGAGCGCGAGAAUAUCGCGAGAGCUCUAGCUCGAGAGCUACGAGAGGUAAUCGACGAGACCUAUAUAGAGGUCAUGGAUGCUGAACGAAACAGUGCCUUGACUGAUCCGAUGGGAGCUGUUUAUCUACGUUGCGAACUAAUUUGCAGUUCCUCUUCCCUUGCACUAGUUCUUCGUGCUAUUCCGACCACGUCAGGCCCAGUAGGUAGUGUUUCAGACGAAUGUGUUGCGGUGGCUCGCGAAGUUAUGGAUAUUCAUCAACAAUGUAUGGUCACUAUUCGCGGCUCCAGGGGCAAUGCAUCUAUGUUCCAGAAAUAUAUCAACUGCAUAUUAUUUACCCAAGCUGUUCAGCUACGAGAUCGAGACGAUCUAGCCCGAAUAGAACGGUUCUCGGCGUCAUUGAAACCCGACUCAUACAUCCUUGCGUCACCAACACAUCCUCAUCGAAUCUAUGAGCUUCUCAGUCGAACUGCACGAUUAUUCAUCGAAUCUUCUGCUGAAUCUCUGCCCACAGACUCUGCGUCAACGCUUCCCUUAACAGUCUCCAUCAACGACUUCGAAUUUCCCCAUCUGGGUAUGGAGACAGAGUCGAUGGCAAAUGACAUUCUGAAUGCGGAAGAUCUCCAGGCGUAUUCAUUGAGUGAUUGGUACUACAAUAAUCAACAAAUCAUGGACUUGAUGCACCAGGACGGGAUGCCAUGGGAGUUUUAG